Molecule: messenger RNA, 1560 nt
Organism: Helianthus annuus (common sunflower)
Lineage: Eukaryota; Viridiplantae; Streptophyta; Magnoliopsida; Asterales; Asteraceae
Product: transcription factor RF2b
Exons: 4
Coding region: 273-1274 (333 amino acids)
Biological process (GO): regulation of DNA-templated transcription
Cellular component (GO): nucleus
Molecular function (GO): DNA-binding transcription factor activity
Source: RefSeq, a predicted model, not a curated record
GGGAGACAUUAGAUAUGUAGAUGGUUUUGCGUCAAAAAAACCCAUUAACGUAAUAUAUAAAUAAAAAAAAUAUUAUCAUUGUGUCAUACAUGUAGCAUUUUUUAAUCCUUAAUUCUUACCCAAAAAGAAUACAAGUAGUUAAAUCUGUUUUGAAAUCCAAACGACAUUCACUUCAUCAACCUUCCCCUUCAACGAACAAUGAUGAGGAUACGUUCUUGAGUCUUCAAACAACAAACCGCUGAACAAAAUCACUCAACUAACAACCAACAACAAUGCAAGAUCCAUCAAAUCUGAACUCAAAACCCUCAAAUACGACACCGUUUCCAUUCAAACCGUCACACCACCGGCGUGCACAAUCGGAGGUCAACUUCCGGCUACCGGAAGACCUAGAUCUGGCAUCAGAUCCUUUAGAUGCACCUUCUGGAAGCUUCGAAGAUAUCGGAUCUGAAGAAGAUCUGUUCUCUACUUACAUGAACAUUGAAAAAAUCGGAUCUAUCGUCAAUCACGCUAACGGCGUUGUCGACGGCGGCCGGAUCAGCAAUGCCGUCGGUGAAGGCGGAGGUUCUGAUGAUAAUUACGGUGGCGGUGGUGGCGUUGUUGAUGGAGAGAAGAUCAGUACGAAACCUAGACAUCGGUAUAGUAAUUCGGUUGAUAGUUCGAGUUGUUUUGGUGAGAUUAUUGAAGCGAAGAAGGCUAUGGCUCCUGAUAAGCUUGCUGAGUUGUGGACUGUUGAUCCGAAGCGUGCGAAGAGGAUUUUGGCAAAUCGACAAUCUGCUGCACGUUCAAAGGAGAGGAAAGCACGCUACAUCUCUGACCUUGAGAGAAAAGUUCAAACCCUACAAACCGAAGCAACUACCCUUUCUGCGCAAUUGGCUCUCUUUCAGAGGGAUACUGCUGGUUUGUCUUCUGAAAACACGGAGCUUAAACUACGGUUACAGGCUAUGGAACAACAAGCUCAGUUAAGCGAUGCUCUGAACGAGGCUCUGAAACAGGAAGUGGAAAGGCUGAGAAUAGCGACAGGGGAAAGUUCAGAUGGUUACAGCCUCGGGAUUCACCGUAAUGUUCAAUAUAAUCAACCAAACUUCUUCAGAAGCCAGAAACAAACCGAGCUGCCACAAUACCACAACGCCGCCCAAUCAAACCACCAUCUACUUGCCCAGCAGGACCCUCUUGGCCAUUUCCAGGGGCUUGAUAUCAAUAACCGAGGCGGUUCUCAUCCUAUCAAGUCUGAAGGAGUAUCAAUCUCCGCCAGUGAAAGCAGCGGUACAUUCUGAUUUUUAAACGGUCUUUGUGCACCAUUUAUAAUUGUUCAUAGACUGACACCUUGUUAGUAGCUAGCUUCAUCAUAUAUAUAUUUUUUUCUAAAUUUAAUUAAUUUUUUUUUACAUUAUUAGUGUUUAACCAGGCAAUGGUUUUGUUGUGUUUCUACUGUAACAUUUAUUGUGUUGUUCAUUUGUGAACUGUGAAGUGUAUUUUAACUUUUAUUGUGUUGUAGUUUAUUGUGAACUGUGAAGUGUAUUUUGUUUGAUGGACUCAAUGAAUGGUAUUUUGUGUUGAUUA